Penicillium longicatenatum is the source of this 768-nucleotide messenger RNA. RefSeq names its product SUR7/PalI family protein. NCBI's taxonomy places the organism in Eukaryota, Fungi, Ascomycota, Eurotiomycetes, Eurotiales, Aspergillaceae. The record is from RefSeq and is a predicted model, not a curated record. Gene Ontology annotation, cellular component: cell cortex; membrane raft; plasma membrane. The transcript is spliced from 4 exons. Gene Ontology annotation, biological process: fungal-type cell wall organization; endocytosis; septin cytoskeleton organization. Bases 1 to 768 code for a protein of 255 amino acids.
AUGCCUAUCAGCAGAGCCGCGUUGGGCUUCUUGGGCCUGUUUUUCAUGGCCAGCUCCAUCCUGCUCAUCUUCCUCACACUGCUAGGCGGUGCUCGUAACUCGAACCCGCUGAACCAGAUCUACUUCCUUCAGGCGGAUACAAGCAACAUUCCAGGGGCUCCAACCACCUCGCGCUGGACCUUCUGGAACGUAUGCAGCGUGACGGAUAGUGGCCGGAACGACUGUGGUAGCUCGCACCCCGACUUCCCAUUCGACCCGCCAGGAUCCAGCAACUUCGGCACUACCGAUAAUGUGCCUCAUCAGUUCAUCGGAUCCAAGCACUACUACUUGACUUCCCGGUUCAUGUUCCCCUUCAUCAUCAUUGGACUCUUCUUCGCUGUCGUUUCGCUCUUCACUGGCCUUCUGGCUAUGUGCACUCGCAUUGGCAGCUACAUCUCGGGUUUCGUCGCGUGGCUUGCUCUGACUUUCCAGGUCAUCACAACUUGUUUGAUGACUGCUGUCUUUGUCCAGGGUCGCCACGCCUUCUCGAGCAAUGGCCAGGUCUCCAAGCUGGGCGUCAAGGCUUUCGCCUUCAUGUGGACUGCCAGCGCAUGCCUAUUCCUUUCUUGCCUAUGCUACUGCCUCGGUGGUGCAGUUGGCCGCAAAGACGGUAGUGGUUACAGUGGACGCAAAGAGCGUCGCCGUGGUUUCUUCUCCUCCAACCGUUCCAACAGCGUCCGCAGCGAGAAGAGGGGGGAGGACAUCCCACCUACUACCAACUACGCGUAA